ACAUGACAUCAUGCAUCGGCAUACCGUCUUCUCACACCGUAGACGUAGACAUAACCAUGAAAACAACAGUUGUAGGCGUUGCGCUGACGAGACACAUAACCGGAUAGAGCAUCUUGCUUUGGGAAGUGGUUUCUGCAGCCCUGCCUACGAAUUCUGCAAACAUCGAUGCUGCCAAAAACCGCGUUGUCAACGUCGAAAAGAAUCAUCAGCGUUGACGAGCGUCGCAAGUUACGCAGACGUACCAUCUUACAGCGCCAGAAUGAUUACAAGAUGGAAAACUUCAAGCCCAAGCAGCUCAGCACCACCAGAGUCUGCACGCUAAUCAGGACGAAAAUUGUGGUAUGGCUCUGGGGGCAGAUCACGUUCAGAUUCGCAAACACCUUUUGUGUUUGCAAAGUUCGUCGAUGCGUACCGCCCGCCCGAUUGAGCAAGUCAUCAAGAUCGGCUCACGCAAUGUCACGGUUAUUUAGAUUCGACAGCAAUAAGAACAUCUUGCCAUCCGAGGAUAUUAUGACCGAGGAGCAGAGGCAGUUCUCGGAGCACUAUCCGCGGUCUGGAAGGGAUGCUCUUCUUGGUUCGUCUUCACUAUAACAACGUCAAUCACUUCGAUUAACCGCACAGCCUUUAACGCGUGCAUUUCGAAGAUAGCGACAAACUGCAAUCCUUAGCCCCUCCUCAAUUCACACAACAAACCCUCUCGACAUUCAACAUGGACCUAGUCUACACUUCCAACCUCGACCCUUUUGAAGGAUUCAAUACU
Messenger RNA from Aureobasidium pullulans EXF-150, 760 nucleotides. RefSeq lists its product as uncharacterized. The transcript has a single exon. The record is from RefSeq and is a predicted model, not a curated record. NCBI's taxonomy places the organism in Eukaryota, Fungi, Ascomycota, Dothideomycetes, Dothideales, Saccotheciaceae. The coding region runs from base 166 to 591 and encodes 141 amino acids.